Molecule: messenger RNA, 3815 nt
Organism: Polyodon spathula (Mississippi paddlefish)
Lineage: Eukaryota; Metazoa; Chordata; Actinopteri; Acipenseriformes; Polyodontidae
Product: mineralocorticoid receptor-like
Exons: 10
Coding region: 433-3348 (971 amino acids)
Biological process (GO): regulation of DNA-templated transcription
Molecular function (GO): zinc ion binding; sequence-specific DNA binding; DNA-binding transcription factor activity
Source: RefSeq, a predicted model, not a curated record
CGCUUGUCAAGUCUCUUGCUGACUCCCUCAGUCUGUUUUUAUCACUGCUCUGUCGAAAAGCUACAAAAUCAGAAAUCUAAGGUUUAAGGGAGAUUGUGAAAAUAAUAACAAGAAAAGCUGUUUGGGGGUUACGGUUUUGGCUGUUCGUAUUACGACUAGCUGGGAUACGCAACUGUAUACUUCUGCGCUGGGAACUGUCACAACUGAAAUUGGUGGAUGCAUGGAAACAGAAACUAAUCAUUUUUACUGUCGGAGAUAUCGGGGGAGAAAAAAACGACGCCUUUCCCCUUGGCUUACCAGAAACACAUCCACCUGACCAAGUUGGAUGUAGUAAUUAAGUUGGUGCUGAGACGUUCCAGUGGGUGUCUACCAACUAUUAGAGCCCGCUAGAGCUGGAAGCUGAUUGGCUGACAGUAAACCCAUGAAACAACUAUGGAGACCAAAAGACAACAAUGCUUCCUUGAUAGAAUAAACAAUGAGAAAAGGUUGAGUCAAGUGCCUAAAUCAAUGGAGAACAGCUGUUCUUUGGAUGGAAAUCAGACCGAAGAUAAUGCAUUGAUGGAGAUCCUAAAUGUCACAGCUACUGGCUUCAAGGAAAACGGUGGGAAAAAGUCAGAACAGUAUUUGGCUUUUCAGCAUCACAAUCAGAAAUGUGUUUUCCCAACUUUAAAUAACAACACAACUAUUAAGUUGGAGACAGACUCCAAGGAACUUUCCAAAACUGUUGCUGAGUCUAUGGGCUUGUAUAUGGACUCUGUAAGAGAUGUUGAUUAUAGUUUUGGUCAACAGAAUCAACAAGGACAUUCAAGCCCUGCAAAGGGCUAUCCAAACAGCGAGCAGCAGAUGUAUAAAAGUGAAGAGAAUCUGUGUGCGUCAGCUACAAGCCCCAAAAUGAACACUUUGGGUUCACUUAUCUCGUCCCCUUACUCUGCAAUCUCCAACCUUUCUAAUAUUAAUUUAAUGGAGUGCUCAGCCAGCAGCCCAGCCAGCACCAGCAAUAUGGCUGCUUCUGUUUAUAGUCCCCAGAACACAAACACCUCUAUUUCCAGCCCUGUUAAUAACAAUCUAGUGUCCUCAACCACUAGCCCUCUUGUGGAUCCUUUCACUGGUGUUAGCAGCCCCCUUGACUACAGCUCUGGGGUAUCAAACCUCUCUAAUGUACAUGCAAGAACCGCUGCUGCUUGUAGUCCCACAAAUACUCCACUUUCAAGCCCUCUGAGUACUAUGAGAUCACCCAUCUCAAGUCCCCAAAGUAUGUGCAGUGUGAAAUCUCCUGCCUCGAGCACUGCUAACAUGAGAUCUUCUGUACCAAGCCCUAUUGGUAAAAACAUUAACAUUAACAACAUGCGAGCCUCCAUUUCAAGUCCUUUGGCUGUUACAAACAUGUCAGUAGUGAGCCCUCCAUAUAACUCAACAGGGUUUCCCAUCUCCAGCCCUGUUGGUGGACUUGGUCUGGUUCAGAAUGAUAUUAACAGCCCAGACGACAGCGACCAUGAUAUGAAAAGGUUUGAAUUUGCAAAGGUUGAAAAAACAGAUGGCGAAAUGUAUAGUUGCAGGGUAGAUGUGAUGGGCAAGUUCAUUAAAAAUGAACCUGGCACUGGUUUUGAUAACAUGUGUCUCUUAGGUGACAACAAGCCAAACUUACCCAGUUCUCAUUUUGCCACACAUAUUAAGAAUGAAUCGGAUAAAGGCUCAUCUUGCCUGAAUGCACAUUGUAACGGACAGCAGCAACCUUUGGUCCCCUUCCCUGUUUCAGAAACCACUUACUUGUCUUUGAGGGACAAUAUGGAUGAGUACAGCCUUUCUGGGAUUUUAGGACCACCUUUUGCUUCACUAAAUGGCAAUUACGAACAUGAGGCAUUUUCUAACAAUGCCCUUCCUAAGAGAAUUAAACAGGAGCCUGACGAUGGCUGCUAUUACCAAGAGAAUAAUAACAUGCCAACAUCAGCUAUUGUUGGAGUUAAUUCAGGUGGACAUUCAUAUCAUUACCAGAUUGGAGUGCAAGGAGCAAUGUCUUUUUCACAACCUGACGCGAGAGACCAAUCAAACCCUCUUCUAAAUCGAAUUUCAACGGGUACGGCUGUGAUGGAGACAUGGAAAUCUCACCCUGGCCUAUCACAAGGCUCUCUGCCAUCAAGAGGCGAUGGCUAUCUGCUGCAAAGAUGUAUUCCAGAAAACAUGAGCUCAUCAAUGAGAAACUCCUCUUCCAGUUCAUCAGCCCCUGCAAAGGUGUGUUUGGUGUGUGGGGACGAGGCUUCUGGAUGUCACUAUGGGGUUGUUACCUGUGGCAGCUGCAAGGUUUUCUUCAAACGAGCCGUAGAAGGACAGCACAACUACCUGUGUGCAGGAAGAAAUGACUGUAUUAUUGACAAGAUUCGUCGGAAAAACUGCCCUGCUUGCCGGGUACGGAAGUGUCUCCAGGCUGGAAUGAACUUAGGAGCCCGGAAGUCAAAGAAGUUGGGGCAAUUAAAAGGGGUAAACGAAGAGCAGCAGCUACGGAGCCCAAAGGAAGGCCAGACGUACUUGACUACAGAGAAGGAGUUAAGCACCAGCACCACCCUCGUCCCACACGUUCCUGGCAUGACACCAUACCUUGCGCCAUCCAUCAUCAGUGUCCUAGAAAUCAUUGAACCAGAAGUCGUGUAUGCAGGCUACGACAGCACGCAUCCUGACACAACAGACCACCUGCUCUCCAGCCUCAACCAGCUGGCCGGGAAGCAGAUGAUAAGAGUCGUCAAAUGGGCAAAAGUACUUCCAGGAUUCAGAAGCUUGCCGAUUGAAGACCAAGUCACCCUCAUUCAGUACUCUUGGAUGUGUCUUUCAUCAUUCUGUCUCAGCUGGAGAUCAUACAAACAUACCAGCGCUCAGAUGUUGUAUUUUGCACCCGACCUUGUCUUCAAUGAGGAGCGGAUGCAGCAGUCAGCAAUGUACGGUUUGUGCCAGGGGAUGCGGCAGGUGAGCCAGGAGUUUGUGCGGUUGCAGCUUACCCAUGAAGAGUUUCUUGCCAUGAAAGUACUGUUGCUGUUAAGUACGGUUCCCAGAGACGGUCUCAAGAACCAUGCAGCAUUUGAGGAAAUGAGAGUAAACUACAUUAAAGAGCUGAGGAGGUCUGUGGGUAAGGCUACCAACAACUCUGGACAGACGUGGCAGAGGUUCUACCAGCUGACUAAACUGCUGGAUGCCACGCAUGAUUUGGUGGGCAGUCUGCUGGAUUUCUGCUUCUACACGUUCCGAGAGUCCCAGGCCCUGAAAGUGGAGUUCCCCGACAUGCUGGUGGAAAUAAUCAGUGACCAGAUAUUAAAGGUGGAAGCUGGCAUGACCCGGACACUGUACUUUCACAAGAAGUGACUUGAAAACAGAGCAUCUUCAAGAAGGACUUUGCCUUAAAGUUGCCUAUUUUAUUCCACACCCACAAGCAAGGGGAUAAAUAUUUUCUCAUGCAUACAUAUGCUCUUCAGCUCCGGAACCUGUCUGGAGGGAAUGACCAAGGAGAAGGAUGGUCUUUAAAUCUUGCACUGAAAAGGACUUUUGAGAGUAUACCCCCGAAGACUACGACAUGGAUACAAAGCCAUAUAUAGUUGUUGUCGACAUCCUGACUUAAACACUGGUAAAGCUUAAUUAGCUAAUGUGGCUUUCGUGUGGUUUUUGUUUUUUACUGGAGGUUUACAGGGAGUAAAGCUGGAGGUUGACUGCAUUGUAAUAAUGUACCCAACUCCAAGACCAGAUUUCUGUUUUUGUUUUGAAAGAUAAUGCAUUCAAGGCACCUGAGAAGGUCUGAGCAUCAAUUGAGCAGGUUUUUUUCCAUUUUGGAGUAG